GGGAGUGUCUCCGCCUGCGCCUGCGCCGAGCGCCGGGACAGGGCGUGUUCCUCAAUCCGGUGCCUGUUUGCAGCUGACUGUGUGCUUCUCGCGCCUCCGGAGUGCGUCCUGCCCAAGCGUGUCGUUCCACACCCGUGCCGCGAGGUACUCCGUCCGCGACCAUGUCCAAGUCCCUGAAAAAGUUGGUGGAGGAGAGCCGGGAGAAGAACCAGCCGGAAGUGGACAUGAGUGACCGGGGCAUCUCCAACAUGCUGGAUGUCAACGGCUUGUUCACCUUAUCCCAUAUCACACAGCUCGUCCUCAGCCACAACAAGCUAACAACUGUGCCACCAAACAUAGCAGAACUGAAGAAUUUGGAAGUGCUCAACUUUUUUAAUAACCAGAUUGAGGAGCUGCCCACACAGAUCAGCAGCCUUCAGAAACUCAAACACCUGAACCUCGGCAUGAAUCGGCUGAACACUUUGCCUCGAGGCUUUGGCUCUCUCCCAGCACUCGAGGUCCUGGACUUGACUUACAACAACUUGAGUGAAAAUUCUCUUCCUGGAAAUUUCUUCUACCUGACCACCCUGCGUGCACUCUAUCUAAGUGACAACGAUUUUGAAAUCCUGCCGCCAGAUAUUGGGAAGCUCACAAAGUUGCAGAUACUCAGUCUUAGGGAUAACGACCUGAUCUCGCUGCCUAAGGAAAUCGGGGAGCUUACCCAGCUGAAGGAGCUCCACAUUCAGGGGAACCGCCUGACUGUUCUGCCCCCAGAGCUAGGAAACUUGGAUCUAACUGGUCAAAAGCAGGUCUUCAAAGCAGAGAACAAUCCCUGGGUAACCCCAAUUGCCGACCAGUUCCAGCUUGGGGUAUCUCAUGUGUUUGAGUACAUCCGUUCUGAGACAUACAAAUACCUCUAUGGCAGACACAUGCAGGCCAACCCAGAACCACCAAAGAAGAAUAAUGACAAAUCGAAAAAGAUCAGCCGGAAACCUCUGACAGCCAAGAACAAAUAAGGGCUGGCCCAGGCGGGGCUCCUGGCCCUUUCUCUCACUAACACUUCUGUCUCACAAAUAAAUGCAAUGUAUGUGUGUGGCUUUUUUCCUUUUUUCUCCUUUUCACUUUUUCUAGUGCUUACCGCCUUACCUUUUAAAUUCUUUUGGUAGGUGGUAGAUUUUAUAUACAUUAUAUAUAUAUAUAUAGCCUUAAAACCAGUUUCCACUUGUUCCUUUUUUAAAAUCUCCCAAGUCCAGAAACAAAGCUUUAAUUCAACUGCAAAUUCCAUAGUAGGCACAGUUUUAGUUGCUUGGAAAGACAUUGCGAACAAUUAAAAUCAUGUAACCACUUCGGUAUCGCAGUUAACACUUUGCACUCUUCCUCUUCAUUCGCAAAACUCAUUACUUUGCUCUGUUAAGAGUCUUCCUUCAUGACCAAGAUAUCAUGUUAAUUUAACUUACAAGCAAUUGUAAUAAAAUCUUGAAUUUGUAUCACA
This is a messenger RNA of Tupaia belangeri chinensis (Chinese tree shrew), 1471 nucleotides long. It is a transcript of the gene RSU1, whose product is annotated as Ras suppressor protein 1. The transcript has 9 exons. Gene Ontology annotation, cellular component: cytoplasm. Gene Ontology annotation, molecular function: protein binding. Bases 162 to 995 code for a protein of 277 amino acids. The record is from RefSeq and is a predicted model, not a curated record. Lineage: Eukaryota; Metazoa; Chordata; Mammalia; Scandentia; Tupaiidae.